Messenger RNA from Zonotrichia leucophrys gambelii, 606 nucleotides. RefSeq names its product N-acetyltransferase domain containing 1 (gene NATD1). NCBI's taxonomy places the organism in Eukaryota, Metazoa, Chordata, Aves, Passeriformes, Passerellidae. Bases 124 to 456 code for a protein of 110 amino acids. The transcript has 3 exons. The record is from RefSeq and is a predicted model, not a curated record.
CAGCUGGGGCUUCCUGCGGCCGGGGCCGCGCCGGGCCCGCCCGCGCCUCCGCUCCGACACCGGCACCGAGACCGGAACCGACAGCGGUACUGACACCGACACCGGCACCGACACCGGGCCGCCAUGGCGCACUCGGCGCCGCUCGGCCUCCUGGAGCAGGGCUGCCCCAUCCAGGUGGAGCACGAUCGCAAGCGGCGGCAGUUCACCGUGCGGCUCAACGGUUGCCACGACAAGGCCGUGCUGCUCUACGAGUACGUGGGGAAGCGCAUCGUGGACCUGCAGCACACGGAGGUGCCCGACGCCUAUCGAGGGAGAGGAAUUGCCAAGCACCUGGCAAAGGCAGCCCUGGACUUUGUGGUGGAGGAGGACCUGAAGGCGCACCUGACGUGCUGGUACAUUCAGAAAUACGUCAAGGAGAACCCUCUGCCGCAGUACCUGGAACAUUUGCAGCCUUAAGGCAGGACUGCUCCCUCACCAGCACACCUGGCCCUGACUGUUCAAGGCGGCCUUGGCUUCUCUGCAGUCUCAGGAACCCCCUUCCCACACUGGCAAUUCCCGGUUUUUUAGCAUGUGUGAGUGUGGGCACCUCCUCCUCCUCCUCUGUGC